Cryptosporidium muris RN66 is the source of this 645-nucleotide messenger RNA. RefSeq names its product pre-rRNA-processing protein PNO1, putative. Gene Ontology annotation, cellular component: nucleolus. The transcript has a single exon. NCBI's taxonomy places the organism in Eukaryota, Apicomplexa, Conoidasida, Eucoccidiorida, Cryptosporidiidae. Bases 1 to 645 code for a protein of 214 amino acids. The record is from RefSeq and is a predicted model, not a curated record. Gene Ontology annotation, molecular function: RNA binding.
AUGGAUGGAGAAAGUGUAAAGUUGAAUGUAAUGACAGAUUCUAAACAAGAUAGUAAGAUGGCUUUUUUCUCCCCUUUAAAUACUGAGAAUAUAGAUAGGAGUAAUGAAAUACGGCGUAUUCUAGUACCUGCAAAUAGGAUGACUCCACUAAAAAAUAAAUGGAUUGAUAUUAUUCGUCCAUUAGUAGAAUAUAUGGGACUACAUGUAAGAAUGAAUAUAAAAAGACAAUGUGUAGAAUUGAAAUAUGGUCCAGAUUGUACUGAUAUAGGGGCCUUACAGAAAGGUGCUGACUUUAUCAAAGCAUUUCUAUUAGGAUUUGAUUUACAGGAUGCAAUAGCUUUACUACGUAUUGAUGAUUUAUAUGUUGAAAGUUUUGAUAUUAAGGAUGUAAAAAGGCUUAAUGGUGCUCAUCUAUCAAGAUGUAUUGGUCGUAUAUCAGGUAAAGAUGGUAAAACAAAAUAUGCCAUUGAAAAUUCAACCAGAACACGUAUUGUAUUGGCAGAUCAGAAAUUACAUAUUAUGGGGGCAUAUCAAAAUAUCAAACUAGCAAGAGAUGCACUAUGUAGUUUAAUUCUUGGUACUCCCCCAGGUAAGGUGUAUAACCACUUAAAAAUAGUUGCUAAGAGAGUAAGAGAGAGAUUAUAA